AUGAGGAACUCAUUGCUUCCAUGUUUGAGAAAGGAGGGAGAAGAUGCUGAUAGAUCAUUCUUGGAUAAUGGAAGCAAAUUAUUAGAGGAUCUUAUUGAUCUUAUUUUCUUGCCGUUUGGAUAUGAUCUUAUUGCUUCUUGUGAUGGGAAAUCUAAUACUAUUCGCCAUUACUCUGCUCAAGAACUCAUCAGGGCAACCAAUAACUUUGAUCCUUCUGGCAUUAUACCGGAGUGUUCAUUCUAUUAUAAAGGUUUUCUAGACAACCGAUUAAUCAUCAUUAAGAAGAGAGGGGGGAGGGAUGGGCCCUAUAGGAAUUUCAAGAGGGUGAGGGAGGAGGCUAUUCGUGAUAUUAUAAUUUCAAUGCAGAUGAGCACUCACAAGAAUGUUUUGAAAUUGUUGGGCUGCUGUUUAGAGUUCCCUAUACCAGCUCUGGUGCAUGAGUAUGCAACGCAAGGCUGUGUUCUUAACGACGAAGGAGGUUUCCAGUCUAAUGAAUCUCUACCAUGGAAAACUAGACUACGUAUUGCAAAGCAGCUGGCUAGUGCAGUUACAUAUCUACAUACAGCCUUUCCAAGACCUAUCAUUCACAGGCAUCUGAGGCCCCAUUGUAUUUUCUUGGAUGAUGACUUUGUUCCCAAAUUAUGUGACUUCUCAUACUCCAUAACCAUUCCUCCUGAGAAAUCCCAUGUUCAAGAAGUUGUGAUAAAAGGGACAAUGUGGUACCUUAGCCCUGAGUUUCUUGAUUCUGGUUACAUUUCAGAAAAAUUUGAUGUUUAUAGCUUUGGUGUGAUUUUACUUGGCUUCUUGGUGGGACGGAAACUUUUGGCAGGACAUGACGACCUUAUAAAAUCUGUGAAAUUGCAUGCUUGUGACGGCCAGAUUCAAACAAUUGUUGAUCCUAAAAUACUCGAGGAGUUAGGGGGAGGUAAUGAGCCAACACAACUUCAGUUGCAUGAUUUCCUAGCACUAGCAUGGUUAUGCACUCGAGAUGAAAGUGAACUGAGGCCAGAUAUGAUUGAUGUGGCCAAAGAACUCAUGCGAAUUGAGAAGUCUAUCUGGCCUCCUUGCUAGCUUUAUGUAUUUCAUUUGUUAUGAUCGAUCAAAAGAUAUUUGAUAUAUUUAGCAACAACCUUACUUUAUAGUUUAGAAGCUCUCACCUUCUUCUAUUUUGUAAUGCUUUGUAAAUGACAUAAGACAUUGUUGGUAUUAUGGAUUUAAUCCUAGUUAACU
Messenger RNA from Rosa rugosa (rugosa rose), 1230 nucleotides. RefSeq names its product non-functional pseudokinase ZED1-like. The record is from RefSeq and is a predicted model, not a curated record. NCBI's taxonomy places the organism in Eukaryota, Viridiplantae, Streptophyta, Magnoliopsida, Rosales, Rosaceae. The transcript is spliced from 3 exons. The coding region runs from base 1 to 1071 and encodes 356 amino acids. Gene Ontology annotation, molecular function: ATP binding; protein serine/threonine kinase activity. Gene Ontology annotation, cellular component: plasma membrane. Gene Ontology annotation, biological process: protein phosphorylation; cell surface receptor signaling pathway.